Molecule: messenger RNA, 1386 nt
Organism: Dovyalis caffra
Lineage: Eukaryota; Viridiplantae; Streptophyta; Magnoliopsida; Malpighiales; Salicaceae
Source: the annotation of a GenBank genome assembly
AUGGGCCCACCUAGCAAGAAUGUCCGUACAAUCUCACAAGAAGCUUUCGAUGAACUAGUAAAAGAGAACAUAGAAGAUCUAGGUAUGGACCCCACAGAAGCCCUUGAAGAUGCAAUCCAAACUCUCACUCUUCAAGGCGUUGAUCUCUCAGGGAUUGUGACUUGUGUACCAGGAGAGGCGAAUGUGAGGGAGAAUCCGGUCAUUAACUGUUUGGAGAGAUUGAAGGAAGUGGGAUUUGAUAACCAUGGUUUGGAUGAGAUGGUGGGGCUGUUUGAUCAGUUGGUUGGAUUGUUUAGUGGCGUUGAAGGAUCUGGGAACGUUGCAGUUGGUGUUAGAAAUGGUGGGGUGGAGUUAGUUUGUUCUAUUUGCUCCAACAUUCCUAUUGGGUCUGAGAAAGUUCUCGUUUCGGCUUUGAAAACGUUGGCAUUGUUGAUUCAUGAUCUUCAAAGUACUGAAACGUUUCGGUCUAGUGAUGGAACAAAAAUGGUGGUUGGUAUUUUAAAGGACGGAAGUGAAAGUUUAGACAUCUUAAAUAGUGGGUUUGCUGUUGUUGCUGCAGCGGCAACUGGCAAUGAGGUUGUGAAAGAGUUGUUGAUGGAGUUGAAAAUUGAUGAGCUUAUUUUGGAAGCACUGAGUACACAGAGUCAAGGCAACAUCCAAGGUCUAUAUGAUUCUAUACGUGUUCUCUUGACACCUGAUGAUAAUCGUGUUGUGGCAUCCCAAGUUUAUGGUUAUGCACGAAGAUUUGCCAAAAUUGGAAUUGCUGGAGCUCUUGUGGAAUCAUUACUGGCAGGGCUUACCUCACCCAGUUUGGUUUCAGCAAGCAUCGCUUUGAAGGCUGUUGCCGUUAAUGAUGAAAUAUGUAAAUCCAUUGCUGAAAGUGGUGGCAUUGAUGCCAUUCUGAAAUGUAUCGAUGACAGUGGCGAACAAGGCAACAAAAUCGUUGCUAGAACUUGCUGUUCUUUGUUAUCCAAGUUAGCAGGAAGUGAUUCAAAUAAAAGUGUUAUUGUUGAGAAGGAGGGUAUGAAUAAGCUAAUUCAACUCUCAGCCAGAUUUUCUGAUGACGUUUCUGUUCUGCAAGAGGUUAUGUCCAUAUUUACAGUGCUCUGUUUAAGAUCUCCAGAUAAUUCAGCGCGUGCCAUGGAAGCCGGAGCUGGAGAUCUUGCUAUCCAAGCCAUGGAGAAGUUUUCUACUGUACCACAAUUACAGAGAAAUUCCUGUCUAAUGAUCCGUAAUCUUGUUGUGAGGAACCCCGAGAACAGAACUCUUCUUCUUAGUCAUGGCAUCGAGAAAAUUAUAAGAAGGGCAAAGGUAAACCACGAAACCUGCAAGAAUGCUGCCACUGAUGCUCUGAGGGAUUUGGGCCUUGAUAACUAUAAUUCAUAG